AGGAGAAAAAACACACAGACGAACAGAACUUCAGGAAGACAUGAUGGUGAUGAAGGUAGAAGAGCUGGUCACAGGGAAGAAGAAUAGCAGUGGGGAGACUGGGGAGUUCCUCCCCGAGGAUUUCAGAGAUGGGGAGUAUGAAGCUGCUGUUACUGUAGAGAAGCAAGAGGAUCUGAAAACACUUCCAGCCCACUCCCUGAGCCUGGGGGAGCAGCAGUGGAAAAUUGAGAAAGAGCGAGAGGCAGAGCUCAAGAAGAAAAAACUAGAACAAAGAUCAAAGCUUGAAAAUUUAGAAGACCUUGAAGUAAUCAUUCAACUGAAGAAAAGGAAAAAAUACAGGAAGACUAAAGUUUCGGUUGUAAAGGAACCUGAACCUGAAAUCAUUACAGAACCUGUGGAUGUACCUACAUUCCUGAAGGCUGCCCUGGAGAAUAAGCUGCCAGUAGUAGAAAAAUUCUUGUCAGACAAGAACAAUCCAGAUGUCUGUGAUGAGUAUAAACGAACAGCCCUUCACAGAGCCUGCUUAGAAGGACACUUGGCAAUUGUAGAGAAGUUAAUGGAAGCUGGAGCCCAGAUCGAAUUCCGUGAUAUGCUUGAAUCCACAGCCAUCCACUGGGCAAGCCGUGGAGGAAACCUGGAUGUCUUAAAACUGCUGCUGAAUAAAGGAGCAAAAAUCAGUGCUCGGGAUAAGCUGCUCAGCACAGCCCUGCACGUGGCGGUGAGGACUGGCCACUACGAGUGUGCAGAGCAUCUCAUCGCCUGUGAGGCGGACCUCAACGCCAAAGACCGAGAAGGAGACACCCCUCUGCACGAUGCUGUGAGGCUGAACCGUUACAAGAUGAUCAGGCUCCUAAUUACAUACGGGGCCGACCUCAACAUCAAGAAUUGUGCUGGGAAGACCCCAAUGGAUCUGGUGCUACACUGGCAGAAUGGAACCAAAGCAAUAUUUGACAGCCUCAAGGAGAACUCCUACAAAACCUGUCGCCUGGCCUCAUUCUGAGGGAAACCACAUCUCUUCAUCAGCCGUUCUUCACUGGCAUUUUGAGGGCACAGCCCCCAAGAAGAGCAACUAGUCAUAAAACCCAGCUUCUAUCCACCUAUUGUAAAGCUGCACCUAAUGAGGUUUUGAGAAAGCACGGAGAUAGAGGUACGGAGAUGUCCCUUAGUGAAGCGCACUCUAUUUUUAUGUAUUCCUGGUUAUUUAUUUAUUUAUUUACUUCGACACCACUGAUACUCAGAUCCUUCACAAUCAUCCAUUUGGUGAGCAAAGCUUCAUUUGUAUAGAACACUGCAGACCCUUCCUGCAGAUCUUGAACCAUAUUAACGAGCAAUGUGGUGUUUACUUAUGUGCGCCUCGCUCACGGAAGCUACUUCAAGGUGUUUUUAAAAGACAAGGGUGAUUAUUGCAGCCCUCUUUUCUCCUGAAUUUUCAACCCUGAAGUUCAAGGCAAUGGAAGGCAUGCGGUGACAGGAAAGGAAACCAUAGAAUGAAAAGGAUUCUGUGAGAAGGACAGUAAAGCCAAUCGUUCUAUGCCCGGGUCUGGUAUUUCUUAUGAAGUCACGCGUUGUACCAAGGUGAAGAGAAUGUUGUGAGUGUAAGGAGGGUGUAGUGGCAGGAGUGGACUGCUGAGCCAUGCAGAGCUGAAUCUGCUUGAAAAAGAUGAAAGGGACUGCAAAGUGUAAAUGUGU
Hyaena hyaena (striped hyena) is the source of this 1689-nucleotide messenger RNA. It is a transcript of the gene ANKRD1, whose product is annotated as ankyrin repeat domain 1. NCBI's taxonomy places the organism in Eukaryota, Metazoa, Chordata, Mammalia, Carnivora, Hyaenidae. Bases 41 to 1000 code for a protein of 319 amino acids. Gene Ontology annotation, cellular component: nucleus. The record is from RefSeq and is a predicted model, not a curated record. Gene Ontology annotation, molecular function: RNA polymerase II-specific DNA-binding transcription factor binding. The transcript is spliced from 9 exons. Gene Ontology annotation, biological process: regulation of transcription by RNA polymerase II.